Messenger RNA from Peromyscus maniculatus bairdii (prairie deer mouse), 788 nucleotides. Lineage: Eukaryota; Metazoa; Chordata; Mammalia; Rodentia; Cricetidae. The record is from RefSeq and is a predicted model, not a curated record.
AUGAACGCACUUAGGCAACCCACAGCCAUGACCUGGAAUGUCAGCGACCGUCCGGGCGCGGGGGAACCGCUGUGGGGCGCGCUGCAGCUGUGUGAUGAGCCCCACUGCUUGGCAUUUCCCCUGGGGGCGCUGAUGCCAGUGACCUCGGUGUGCCUCAGCCUGUUCGCCCUGGGUAUGAGCGGCAACUUGGUGACCGUGCUGCUGAUCGAGCGCUACCGCGACUUGCGGACCACCACCAACCUGUACCUGGGCGGCAUGGCGGUGUCCGAUCUGCUCAUCCAGCUUGGGCUCCCUUUCAACCUGUACCAUCUGUGGCGCUAGAGGCCCUGUGUGUUCGGGACACUUCUCUGGCGCCUGUCUCUCUACUUGGGCGAGGGCUGCACCCAUGCCACGCUGCUGCACGCGACAGCACUCAGUGUUGAGUGCUACCUGGCAAUCUGCCGUCCGCUACGAGCACGGGUCGUCCUUGUCACCCAGAGCCUCAUCGCCGCGCUUUGGGUAGUGGCAUUGCUCUCAGCAGGGCCCUUCUUCUUUCUGGUGGGCGUCCAGCAGGAUGUCCUCCCCGGCCUCUCUGCAGGUCAACCCCUCGACCCGGGUCCCGCUGCCCCUCGGGUCCUCGUGGACACCAGUGCUGUCCCUGCCAUCUUUCGAAACCGAGGCUGUGGAGGCUGCAGCGCUGUUAUCGCUUCAGAUGAUCUGAGUAGAUGUUAAUUGUAGAGGAAGUGGGAAAUUAACAGAAGGAGUCCUUGAUGUGGUUUCCAUAAAGUCAUCAUCCUCGAUGGGGUGAG